This is a messenger RNA of Carassius gibelio (silver crucian carp), 1510 nucleotides long. Its product is annotated as RNA-binding protein 7-like. Gene Ontology annotation, molecular function: single-stranded RNA binding. The transcript has 5 exons. Gene Ontology annotation, biological process: regulation of alternative mRNA splicing, via spliceosome. Bases 97 to 852 code for a protein of 251 amino acids. Gene Ontology annotation, cellular component: nucleus. Lineage: Eukaryota; Metazoa; Chordata; Actinopteri; Cypriniformes; Cyprinidae. The record is from RefSeq and is a predicted model, not a curated record.
GGCAAAGGCGUUUUACAGUAGGCAGAUGGGUUGGUCAUAAAUUUAAGAUAGAAGAGCUAACGCAAUCAACCGGCUAGAUUAUUAAUAUUUUGCAAAAUGGGAAUAGCCGAUGAGGCUGACCGGACUUUGUUUGUGGGGAAUUUGGACCCUCAAGUUACAGAAGAAGUUAUAUUUGAGCUGUUUUUACAGGCUGGGCCGUUGAUCAAAGUCAAAAUCCCUAAAGACAAUGAUGGCAAAUCGAAGAAGUUUGCAUUUGUAAACUUCAAACAUGAAGUGUCUGUGCCCUACGCCUUGAACUUGCUGAAUGGCAUCCGUCUGUACGGACGGCAGCUCAACAUAAAGUUCAGAGCCGGCAGCAGUCAUAUUAAUCAGGAAGGCAAAAGUCCAGCAAACUCUCAAAACCCCAGUCCAGCAAACACACCUGGUCACCGCGGCGGAAGAACCCCAGAGCAGAUGGGCUCUCCAUCCUACUCUCCUCCGCAGCAUUUACAGAGAUCUUUCUCUUCACCUGACAGUCUGCAGAGACAGGCCAUGAUGAACAACAUGUGGCAGGUUCAGAUGCAGCAGUGUCUCCAGCUCAGUGGAGGUCUCCAGCAGGGCACGCAGCAGCUGCGCAGUCCAGCAGACAGUAACCACUGGCAGCAGGAUCGCUCCGGCCAGCGCGGUCAUCGCCACCCUCACCAGGACAAUAACAACCAUCAUGGCAGAGAUCAACGGCACGGCGGGAACAACUAUGACCGGCAACGGCGAGGUGACUUCUAUCACCAUGAUGACCGCAGCGGAGGACACAACAGGAAUUACCCUCCUGAACGACGGAGAGACUCCAGAGAGGGACGAUGGAAACACUUUUAAACGCCAGCUUUAGUUGCAUUUUAGUUCUCUUUUUAUUUUAUUUUAAUUUUUUUUAUCAACUGUUUUAAUAAGAUUUUGUUAUCCUCCAAGAUUUUUACAUUUUCUAUUUUGUGGAUUGCAUCUUAACUGUUAAAAAAAGCAAGUUUUUGUCACAAUGAAGUUUAGGCAUUUGGAUUGAAAGUUAAAAAAAAAAAAAAAAAGAACUUCAAAACCAGUAAUAAGUUGGCCAUUUUAUGUGCUGGCCUGUUUUAAAUAUAUAUUUUGAUCUCGGGGACACCUAUGUUUAUUUUUAAGAAUGUCAUUUUUGAGAAAUAUAUUUGUAUGUAAAGCAACAAAAAUGCAGAAAAGAACAAAAUAUUAUCGUGUUUUUUUUUUUUUUUACAUUUGUAAUUUCUCAGGAUUUCUCAUUUUGAAAAAUAGAAAACGAGUUUUCGGGUGCUUUCAUGUUUAAUAUACGUGCUUUUUUGUUUUUAAUUUAAUUUAAUUUUUUUACUGACUGCGUGCAUACUUUCUACGUUCCUCUUUUGGGGAUGAGAUUUAUUAUUCAUCAAGACAGUCUUUGUAAACUUGGAGCAAUAACUAGUUUUAAUACUUUUGUAAAUUGGCCAUUUUUAUUAUCAAGUGCAACAUUUGGUUUCAUAAAAUCAUUGUUUACUGA